This is a messenger RNA of Alternaria rosae, 2214 nucleotides long. RefSeq names its product RanGTP-binding protein-domain-containing protein. The transcript is spliced from 2 exons. NCBI's taxonomy places the organism in Eukaryota, Fungi, Ascomycota, Dothideomycetes, Pleosporales, Pleosporaceae. Bases 1 to 2214 code for a protein of 737 amino acids. Gene Ontology annotation, cellular component: cytoplasm; nucleus. The record is from RefSeq and is a predicted model, not a curated record. Gene Ontology annotation, molecular function: GTPase regulator activity.
AUGGAGGCAAUCUUAGCAAAGGUCACCCAGCAGGCUAUGAGCUAUGCUAUCCGAAGCGGUAUAGCAAUCACCAGCCACUAUGCGCUUAAGCAAUGUGGUCGACUGAUGAAGACGGUCGAUGGCCGAGAAAAGCAGGAACUCGCUACUCUGCAGUUGAGACUUGACUCUAAGAUCAAGAUCAUCUCACCAGCAAUCGACAUGAUCGAAUUGAUUGCGGCACGCGGAAACACCUCGCUUGAGUCUGCGGUGGGUCUCACAAAGUCUCUUCGGUGGGAUAUCCAAACGUUAGGUAGUCGUGUCGAAAAGGCCGUCGCUGAAGAGCAGCUCGCAAGAAGAGGCAGCUCCAAAGCAAAAUCACGCGAUCAGAACGAUGUCGAGCUCAAGAUCAUCAUCGACGAGAUGAAGAGGCUACUAGAGCGCAUCGAAGACGCCGUACCACUGAUCAAUCUGGCAAUCACUACAUCUGGUACCAGUCUCUCGACUACACUCCCAGCUACUGUAUCGCCAUCACGACUUCUACAGGCUAGCACCUUUCUCACUUCUGGCGAUAUGCAGUAUUGCGCAUCGAAGCCUAGGGCUCAGCAAAUUGGUCCGACCUUCACACUCUCCAUGUACAUGUUGUUCGCUGGAUAUGCGCAUCGAGCUCACGAAGAAGACGUGCGAGAGACGACGUGGAAGGAGGUCAUGCACAAGGCGCGUGUCACACUAAUGAGAGUCCCACUAGACAACGUGUAUGACUAUCCGACGCCCUUGGGGCAGGACAGUCGACGAGCUCAUGAGGCUAAUCACCGUCACAUUCCAUCCGACAGCAUGUUGCAGGAGUUUGCUUAUCAGCUACUCAUCGUCGAAGACUUAGAUGAUGGCCGUAUGCAUGAGUUCGAAGACGACGAACCCCAGCCAGGACCAUAUGAUGGUGUCCAGCAAGCGGGCGUUCGUGAGAUCAUACCCAUACACGAAGUGUCCAAGAUCUUCUAUGCCGAUACGGGUAAGAUACUGAACAUUGGUUCCGACAACGAGAGCAACAACCCAAUAUUGUUGUUGAAGCGAGACGUCAAUGCAGCGCCACCUCGCCGGAUGAUGGAACGCGAUACCGAGGAACCUGGCUAUGAGUCGGAUGACUCACAUACAGCUGCUGAAGAUGAAGAUCCCGAGCAAACAGAGUUGGAAGAGCAACUGCGACGCGAGUCGACUCCACACCUUGAAGAGCCCGCUCCGCAAGAGCCUGAACCACCAACCUACCCCUGGCGAUUGCCUCCCACGCUCGAUCUUGAAUGGAUGGCAUUCGAAGUAUACAUCGAAGACCCCACCACCGACUCUGAGAUCGACGAAACAGAGGACUUCACGGAGGAUGUGUCAUCACCAUCCCCAGCAGCCACACCUACACCACCCGACUUCCUCGGCCGCUUCUCCAACCUUAAUCUCCGACCUAGCACACCUACUUCUCCUCAGCCGGAUUCAAGAAACCAGAUAAUUCCCUCUCCACAAAAAGCUUCCGCACCAACUCCACAAUACAAGCAACAAGCCCCGACGUCUCUACCCGCCAUCAAAACUUCGCUCUCGCUUCUGGAAAUGCUCAUCCGCUUGACUGCUCUCCAGCAAUUCCAGCAAUCUUCCCACCUCGCUAUCCCUGAUGAGUUCCUCAACUUCUUCCUCUCGGAUAGCAGUACAGUGGGCGCCGGUGGUGAUUCCGAGUUACGACGACGAGUGAGAAGGGAGGCCAGGAUGAGGGUGGGCUUCGAUCCAUACGAUGAGAGUCCGAUCAAGAGGAGAGGAGAAGAGUAUCUGGAGCAUGAACUGCACGAACACGGGCAUGAACAAGUGCACGACCACGAGCGAACUGAGUGGACAGAUACGCCCACUGCGAACGACGGUAGAGGUUACGAUUAUGAUAGCUAUCCCAUCGGUCAGCGCGGUUCAUCGCCCUACUCACGGUCACGAGGCGGUACACCAACGACGUUCAGCUCUACGCCUAUUCCAUCUUCUGGUCAUCGGUCGAAAUCAUCUGUCGACAUCUCGUUCUCUGGACGGCAUAGUCUGGGUAAUGUCUCCUCGCCAAGCCCUCUCCUCCGACGAGCAACAACCCAACCGGGCCAACAUCUCAAUCAGAUGAAACAGCCCAACUUCUCGAGGAGACAGACGGGUGAUACAACGAUACCGCGUACGAGUAGUGUGCCGCCUGAUACACCACCUAGUAGUGUGGCUAGGCCGAAUUAG